AUGCCCGUCGAUCCGAGAAAUUUGGUGUCGAUCCAGAACCGGCCGGAGAACAUCCGCAAUAUCUGUAUUCUGGCCCAUGUGGAUCACGGGAAAACAUCGCUAUCCGACACGUUGCUCGCCAGCAAUGGCAUUAUUUCCCAGCAGAUGCAGGGCCAAAUCCGCUACUUGGAUUCUCGGCCCGAUGAGCAGCUGAGAGGAAUUACCAUGGAGGCGAGUGCUAUUUCUCUGUAUUUUAAAGCUGCACGGAAAGAGGCAGAUCAGGAGGAGCCAGUUAUCAAAGAGUAUCUGGUCAAUUUGAUCGAUGCUCCAGGCCACAUCGAUUUUGCGUCGGAGGUCUCGACGGCGUCCCGGCUUUGUGACGGCACAGUGAUUUUAGUCGAUGCCGUCGAGGGCGUGUGCUCGCAAACUGUUGUCGUUUUAAAACAAACCUGGGACGAAGAACUCAAGCCUGUGCUGGUCAUCAAUAAAAUCGACCGCUUGAUCUCUGAACUGCAGCUCUCGGCCGCAGAGGCUGCAACGCACUUGACGAAACUCGUUGAGCAAGUCAAUGCGGUGAUUGGGUCUUUUUAUGCUGGAAAACGUAUGGAGGAGGAUCUUAAGUGGCGCGAGGCCCAGGAACAGCAAACAGAUGCCACCGAUUUCGAGGAACUCAGCGAUGAAGACAUUUACUUUACCCCACAGAAAAACAAUGUUGUGUUUUGCAGUGCAAUUGAUGGAUGGGGGUUCUCUAUUUCUCAGUUUGCCGCUAUCUACGAGCGCAAGCUAGGAGUGAAGCGUGAAAAGCUCGAACAGUUCCUGUGGGGAAACUACUACCUUGAUCCUAAAACCAAAAAGGUCUCCAAGACCCCAGGAAAAGGAGCCAAAACUAUGUUUGUGCAGUUCAUUCUGGACAAUAUUUGGGCAGUUUAUUCCGCAGUCAACAACCAGGACGUUGCUAAAAUCGAGAAAAUCGUUGGUGCUUUGAGCUUGAAAGUUUCUGAACGCGAGCUCAACUCUGGCGAUGCCAAAUACCUGCUAUCCCACAUGUUCAACCAAUGGAUCCCCGUAUCAAGGUCUAUUUUGUUGGCCGUAAUUAACUGCAUUCCGUCUCCCUUACAAGCUCAAGAGCAGCGUAUGGAUUUGGUACUGGAAGAAUCUCCCGACAGUGAGCUUAUAGAUCAAACGGCAGUCGAAGCUAUGCACAAAUGUGACUCAAAUGGCCCCGUCGUUACUUUUGUGUCGAAAGUUAUGCAAGUACCCAAGAAGGAUAUCCCGCUGAGUAUCACGGACAGACUCAGUGAACUCCGAAUGCGCAGCGAACGCAUCCGUCAAGAGGCUGCUGGAAUCAAAAUCGAAACCACAGAAUCGAAUCAAGAGGUUAUCAUUGGUGUCGCACGUGUUUAUAGUGGCACAGUUGAAGUUGGACAGGAGCUCGAUCUUUUAAGUCCCAAAUACACCCCCAAGGAUUCCAGUCGAGAGCAUCGGAGCAGCGUAAAAAUCACUGGUCUUUAUAUUUUGAUGGGCCGCGAUCUCGUUCCAGUUCAUAAGGCAUACCCAGGUAACAUUAUUGGCAUCACAGGUCUUGAUGGACAUAUAGUCAAGACCGGAACCCUGGUAAGUCCCGGGCUGCAAGGACCCAACUUUGCCCGAGGCCAUCUCAUCGCUAAACCCAUUCUACGCGUUGCUGUAGAGCCGGUUGAUCCUCGAAAGAUUCCCGAGCUAGAAGCAGGGCUUGAGAUGCUCAAUAUCUCGGACCCUAGUGUCGAGAUUAGCAUGAGUGAUGCUGGUGAGUAUAUUUUGGCAACUGCUGGUGAGUUGCAUUUAGAACGCUGUAUCAAGGAUUUGCAAGAACGAUUUGCCAGAGUAGACCUCGAUGUCUCACAACCCAUCGUUCCUUAUAGAGAGACAAUUGUGGACGCAGGUGAGUGGGUGCCCGAGGAGGAUUCAGAAUACCAAGAGCGAGGUUUGGGAGGUUUCGAGGUAGGUGACUUGAAGGUUGAACUUCAGGUCGUGCCACUUCCCGACAAAGUUUUUGAAUUUUUGACGGAAGGUGUCAGUGAAGAUAAACUAGAUGAGCAUUCGGAAAAGUACAUUGUGUCCGUUCUCACUGAACUUUUUGAUCAAACAGGUAUACCAGAAUGGUCGCACAUCGUCGACAAACUUGUAUGUUUCGGACCCUGGCAAACAGGACCUAAUUUACUGAUUGAUCUAACCGGUAAACUGCAGACCCGUGCGUUUGGCCAAUCAAGCCGUGGCGUGUACGACGAGGGUUUGAUUUCUGGAUUCCAAGCUGCCGUUGCAAAGGGCCCCCUAGCUGGAGAGCCCGUUCAAGGCGUCGCAUGUAUUGUGCGCAAAGUCUCUAACGAUGGCGACGCAGAAACCAACAGCAAAUUGCUGCAGCGCCGUCUCAUUUCGUUCUCCCGUCAGCUCAUUUGGAAGUGUAUGGAAGAGUGGUCCCCUCGUCUUCGUCUUGCAACCUACCUUUGUGAUAUCCAAGCCACUACCGAAGUGCUGGGCAAAGUAUACGGUGUUGUAACCAGACGUCAAGGUAAAGUGAUCAGUGAAGAUCUGAAGGAGGGUACUCCGUUCUUUAAUGUUCAAGCUUCCCUACCAGUUAUCGAGUCAUUCGGGUUCUCUGAGGAAAUGAGAAAACGCACAUCCGGUAAUGCCAACCCCCAACUCGUAUUUAACGGGUUCUCCACUCUUGAUCUCGAUCCGUUCUGGGUGCCCACCACCGAAGAAGAGCUUGAAGCGCUCGGCGAGACUGCGGAUAGAGAAAAUGUUGCGCUGACACAUUUGCAUGCCAUUCGUCGUCGCAAGGGCAUGCAAACGAGCGAAAAACUUGUAGAAAACGCCGAACAACUCCGUAGCAGACGUGGAUAG
Wickerhamiella sorbophila is the source of this 2862-nucleotide messenger RNA. Its product is annotated as Ribosome assembly protein 1. Gene Ontology annotation, molecular function: ribosome binding; GTPase activity; GTP binding. The record is from RefSeq and is a predicted model, not a curated record. The coding region runs from base 1 to 2862 and encodes 953 amino acids. Gene Ontology annotation, cellular component: cytosol; ribonucleoprotein complex. The transcript has a single exon. Gene Ontology annotation, biological process: cytosolic ribosome assembly. NCBI's taxonomy places the organism in Eukaryota, Fungi, Ascomycota, Dipodascomycetes, Dipodascales, Trichomonascaceae.